AUGGUGGUUCAAUCAAAUGAACACAUAGCUCAACUUCAACGUGAACAUGAACAACGUCUUCUGGAACAACAACAAGCGGCACAAUGGAAUUUCACAUUAGAAUUAACAAAAAGAGCAGAGUACUUCAGUGAAAAACAACGACAAGAAGAUCGUGAUUGGAAUCAAUUAAAUGUUGAAUUGAAUCGAAAUCUCACUGCAACACAUCAUCAAAAAGAGUUUGAAUUUCGUGAGACAGUCGAACUCGCUGGCCAACGAGGUAUGGCUCAAGAAAGACAACAACAUGAAUGGACAUUAGAACAAUAUCGUUCUCAACGAAUCGAAGAACAUCAACGGCACGAACAAUUUCGUCAGGAUGAACAUGAUCUUGAUAAAUUUCUCGAUACAUAUAAUUUAACUCGUGAAUCUAUACCACUGCUUCAACGAAAAGUGUUGAGUUUACUUCGUCGAUUCGAUGUUCCACACAAAACUCUUCUAAUUCAAAUUCUCAACGAUGCAAAUCUUCUUCUAGAUAACAAUACUGAUCUUCCAAGACAACGAAUUAGUUUAGCAGGAGUCAAUUUAAAUGGAAUUCAACUGGGAAACAAAGAUGGAAUGUUUUGUCCCAGUCAGUAUUUUGAUCAACUUGAUCUUGACCGCGCCACACUAAUUGGUGCGUCUUUUGAUUGUCUAUCACUUCGUAAUACAUCUUUCAGAUGGGCCAAUCUGACUUAUGCUUCUCUCACUCGUUCCGAUCUACGUGACAGCAAUUUCGGUAUUGCUAAACUUCAUAAUACCAGUUUUCAGGAAUCCCAAUUGGACAGAGGCCGCUUUCCCUAUGGCUCACUUGUUGGUGCCGAUUUUCGACAAGCUUCACUUAUUAAUGCAAGUCUAGCCUUCGCUGACAUUAUUGAGACUGACUUUAGUGAAGCCAAGCUUGAUGCAGCUAUCUUCUUAGAUGCUCAAUUGAAUGGAGUCAAUUUCGAGCGUGCCAAUCUUCAUAAAGCGAAAUUGGAUACAGCAAAAUUGGUGCAUGCUAACUUUUAUCAAGCUAACGGUGGUGAGAAUAGCUUUCGGUUUACCAAUAUAACGGAUGCUAUCUUUCGACAGGCACACUUUAUUCAGUCCGAUUUUUACGGAGCCGAAGGUAAUCGAACUGACUUCUCAAAGGCCAUUCUUGAUGAUAGUGAACUUCUCAAUGUCAAAUUAGAAGAAGCUAUUUUCGAAGAUGCCAGUAUGGCUAGAGUCAAAAGUCAACUCAAUCAAGUCUUCUCCCUAUCCAAGGCCAUUCUACCGGAUGGAUCGAUCGGCAAGAAUAAAAAUCUCAUUCGAAAUGGCAAUCCAACAUGUGAUGAAUCAAUGACAAUGAAUAUUUCCCAAUGGACAGUACCUGUUCAAGGAUCAAUUAUUAUUGUGCCGCAAGUUAAUGAUGAUAAUUGUGUCUUUCAAGCGACAACAUCGAAUAUCACUCACCUGAUUCAAUCAGUCGAUGUCAGUCAUUAUGUAAAACGAAUGAUGAAUGCCGGUUUGACAUAUGUCUUGCUCGAAGCUAAUAUCAUUACGAAUAAUAUCAAGAUUAAUCUUCGUUUCUUCAAUUCAACCGACAAUCUCGUCGAUGAAGGUAUUCAUGACCUUGUAGUUUCAUUUUGA
Messenger RNA from Rotaria sp. Silwood1, 1626 nucleotides. Lineage: Eukaryota; Metazoa; Rotifera; Eurotatoria; Philodinida; Philodinidae. The record is from the annotation of a GenBank genome assembly.